GCCAUGUGGACGGAGUGCGGCUGGGGUCGCAGGACAUCUGCAGCGGGCAGCAGGCGGAGCAGCUGGCCGCCAGGAUACAGUCCGGUCCGCUGCAGGUGCUGCGGGUGGUGGUGCGGGCUGUGCAGCGCCACCCGCCCCCGCCCUUCACCACCGCCAGCCUGCAGCAGGAGGCCAGCAGGCGGCUGGGCUUCGGAGCGGCGCGAACCAUGAGCCUGGCGCAGCAGCUGUACGAGGGAGCGGGCACCGGCGAGGGCCUGAUCACCUACAUGCGCACCGACGGGGUGGCCAUGUCGCCCGAGGCGGUGGCGGAGCUGAGGAGGGCCAACACGCACUUGUACGGCGCCGCGGCCGUACCGCCGCAACCCAGGCAGUACAAGAGCCGCGCCAAGAACGCGCAGGAGGCCCACGAGGCCAUCCGCCCCACGCGGCCCGCCUCGCUGCCCCCCGCCGCGCUGCCGCCCGACCUGCCGCCUGACCUGCGGGCGCUGUACGAGCUGGUGUGGCGGCGGGCGGCGGCCUCGCAGAUGAGCAGCGCGGUGUAUGAGGUGGUCACUAUCGAGCUGGCCGCUGACGGCGGGCGGCUGGGACUGCGAGCCGGGGGCAGCCAGCUGCGUGACCCGGGCUUCCUGCGCGCAUACGAGGACGUGAGCUGCGGAGAGGAAGAGGAGGAGCAGCAGCAGGGGCGGAGGGGUGCGGAGGGGGAAGUGGAGGAGGAGGAGGCAGCGGCGGCUGCUCUGGUGGCUGGUGGCAGCAGUGCGGGCAGUCGGGAGAACCAGGGGCUGGCGGCGCAGCAGCUGCUGCAGCUGCAGCCGGGCAACCUGCUGCAGCUGCAGCGGCUGCACGUCACCCCGCACGCCACCCGCCCCCCUCCGCGCUUCACCGAGGCCAGCCUAGUGCGGGCGCUGGAGGAGCGAGGCAUCGGGCGGCCCUCCACGUACGCACCCAUCAUGUCGCUGCUGCAGGACCGCGGCUACGUGUCGCGCGAGGGUCGCUCCCUGGUCCCCACCCCGCUGGGCCGCGUGCUGAGCGCCUUCCUGGAGCACUACUUCCCCACCUGGGUGGAUUACGACUUCACCAGCGGCAUGGAGGCCAGCCUGGACGACAUUGCAAGCGGCAAGGCUGCCUGGCGCCACGUGCUGAGCUCCUUCUGGGGUCCCUUCAGCUCCGCAGUGGCGGCCAUGAGCGCCGUCAGCACCACCCAGGUGUUCGACACGCUGGAUGCCGCACUGGCGGACUACCUCUUCCCGCGCCGCAGAGCAGGUGCCGCUGGUGCGGGUGCUGCUGGUGCUGCCGCGCCGCUGCUUCCGGAACCUGGAUCUAGUAACAACAGCAGCAGCAGUAGCAGCGGGGGUUCUGUGACCAUUGACGUUGUCGCAACGACGGUUUCGAGGACGGAGGGUACGGAGGGUGUGUUGACGAGAGAGGCAGGGGCAGCGGAGGCCUGCAGCGACCCACGGGUCUGUCCCAAGUGCGGAGUGGGGCGGCUGGUGCUGAAGCCGUCCAGGCACGGUGGCUUCAUUGGCUGCACCAAGUACGCUGACCCAGACAUCAAGUGCGAUUACGCGAGGCCGCUGUUGCCUGUGAUUGAGGGCGGCGAGGGCGAGGGCGAGGCCGGCGCCACCCCCGCCAGCGCCACUGAGCGGCUGCUGGGUCGGCACCCGGACAGCGGGGAGGCCGUGUGGGUGCGGCUGGGGCCGUACGGGCUGUACGUGCAGCUGGGGGAGCUGGCGGCGGGCAAGAAGGCAGCGGGGGCCAGCAAGGAGGAGG
Messenger RNA from Astrephomene gubernaculifera, 1767 nucleotides. NCBI's taxonomy places the organism in Eukaryota, Viridiplantae, Chlorophyta, Chlorophyceae, Chlamydomonadales, Astrephomenaceae. The record is from the annotation of a GenBank genome assembly.